GUUCUACUGCAACAGUACAACAUACAAAGUGAUGGAGGAGAGGUGUUCAGAGAAAGAGUUAUACAUGUGCCAGGUUCUGAAGCAUGAGGAUCCGGUGCGACAGGAAGCAGCUCUGCAUACGGUUCCUGUAGAUGAACUUAAGGAGAACGCGCUUAUUUCACUGGCCAAGGAAACAUGUGAAAAAGGUGGGAUCUUUCCGUCGGCUUUCCCAGCUGGCUAUAUGCAUCAUAGAGCAUCUAAUCUGCAUCAACUUUAGACAUGGUGAGUUCUACUCCAAUUUCUUUGUGUUGUCGGCCUUGGUGAUUGUUCUGGAGCUCUAAUUGGCCGAUGGACU
Messenger RNA from Triticum dicoccoides, 334 nucleotides. RefSeq names its product peptide-N(4)-(N-acetyl-beta-glucosaminyl)asparagine amidase-like. The transcript is spliced from 3 exons. The record is from RefSeq and is a predicted model, not a curated record. Lineage: Eukaryota; Viridiplantae; Streptophyta; Magnoliopsida; Poales; Poaceae. Bases 32 to 256 code for a protein of 74 amino acids.